Molecule: messenger RNA, 2168 nt
Organism: Ipomoea triloba (trilobed morning glory)
Lineage: Eukaryota; Viridiplantae; Streptophyta; Magnoliopsida; Solanales; Convolvulaceae
Product: putative proline-rich receptor-like protein kinase PERK6
Exons: 7
Coding region: 177-1946 (589 amino acids)
Biological process (GO): protein phosphorylation
Molecular function (GO): protein kinase activity; ATP binding
Source: RefSeq, a predicted model, not a curated record
CGAAAAGACCGGCCUUAAACUAUACAUUCUCCCAUGCAACAAAAUAGUUGUUUCUUUCUCUGAAAAUCUUUCCUGCCCUUCUCCUAAAGAGGUGACUUUUUGGGAGAUUGGCAGGGUGCGAUAAGUUAGUCGUUUCCAGGUAGAUUGUGGCGAAGACUACUACCAUACGUCUGCAAAUGGAGGGGUCUUCGCUUCAGGAAUCUUCUGUACCUCCACAAUCAUCAUCGGCAGACGGCGACGACUCAUCAUCAUCAUCAUCAUCAUCUCCACCCGAUGACGUCGAUUCUUCCUCAUCAUCAUCAUCAUCAUCAUCCCCACAACUACCUGAUGAUUCAAGCCAAAGCAGCAGCUCUAAGAAUAAUGAUAAUGCUUCUCCUGAUCAUCUUCCUCAGUCAUCAGAUGGGGAUAAUGGGGAUGGGGAUUCAUCAUACCCUCCACCCCCUCCACUGCAUGGGAAGCACAAAUCGAAGAAGCAUUCAUCGGACAAGGGACUCACAGAUGAUGAGAAAGUCAUGAUUGCAGGAGUUGCAGCAGGAGCAGGACUUUUGAUUCUUAUUUUGAUCGUCUUCCUCAUCUCUUGCUGCCGUAGACGUAAAAGGCGAAAGCAAAAGCAUCAACAUGUUCAAAUGCACUACUAUACCGACGCCCCUCAUGGUAAUGGUGGAGGUGGCUACUAUCAAGGUGGACAGAAUGGAAAUUGGCACAAUAAUAAUGCCCAAUCCAGUGAGCAUUUUGUUAAUAAUAUGCCGCCUCAGUAUAUGCAAAUGCAAAUGCAAAUGCCACCCAGCGGUGUUAUGAGUUCAGAAUAUGGGUGGGCAAUGGGUCCUCCUCCACCGCCACCACCAAUGAUGAGUAGUAGUGAUAUGAGUUCUGCAGCUUUCUCAUCAGGUCCACACGGCUCAGCAAUGGCACCUCCUCCUCCUCCUCCAACAGUAACUCUGGGUUUUAACCAGAGCAGCUUCAGUUAUAAUGACCUGGCAGCCGCAACAGGAGGGUUUUCUCAGUCUAACCUAUUGGGGCAAGGUGGGUUUGGGUAUGUGCAUAAAGGUGUAUUCCCAAACGGUAAGGUGGUUGCAGUAAAGAGUCUAAAAUCUAAUAGUGGACAAGGAGAGCGAGAAUUUCAGGCUGAGGUUGAGAUCAUCAGUCGAGUCCACCAUCGCCACCUUGUGUCUUUGGUUGGGUAUUGCAUUGCUGGACCUCAGAGGAUGUUGGUAUAUGAGUUUGUUUCCAACAACACUCUUGAAUAUCACCUUCAUGGAACCGCUCGUCCAAUUAUGGACUUUCCAACAAGGCUUAAAAUUGCUCUGGGUUCAGCCAAAGGCUUUGCUUACCUACAUGAAGAUUGCCACCCUCGCAUUAUACACAGAGAUAUAAAAGCUGCAAAUAUUCUACUGGACCAUAAUUUUGAUGCAAAGGUGGCUGAUUUUGGAUUGGCUAAACUCUCUUCCGACAACAACACUCAUGUGUCCACACGAAUCAUGGGAACAUUUGGAUACUUGGCUCCAGAGUAUGCAUCAAGCGGCAAACUGACAGAGAAAUCUGACGUUUACUCUUAUGGAGUAAUGCUGUUGGAACUCAUAACUGGACGACGGCCGAUUGAUGUAAAUAAUGAUGAUGAUGACACGCUAGUGGACUGGGCUAGGCCAAUUCUGAUGCGUGCUGCAGAGGGUGGAAGCUUUGAACAAGCCGUGGACCCACGGUUGGAGAAGAAUUAUAAUCCGCAAGAGAUGAAACGCAUGGUGAUUUGUGCUGGGGCGUGUAUUAGGCACUCUGGAAGGAGACGUCCAAAAAUGAGCCAAAUAGUACGUGCAUUGGAAGGUGCUGUGUCUUUGGAUGAUCUAAACAUGAAUGCUGCAGGAGGGAAAACCGAAGCGGAAAACAACAGUACAGCGUUUAGCUCCGGUGCCAGUUCCUCAAGUCAGGAGUUUAGUAGCCGUGAGCACUAGUCCUAGUCCAUUCCCGCGCCGCCCUCAGCUCGCGCUCUAAUUAACCUCAACUCCAUCGCUAGUACCCACCCAAUGCUAAAAUCUUCUCAACAUAUAUCAUGUAUAUAUGUAUCAUGUAUGUACCCUGCAGCAAGCAACAACAUCUAUCUAUCUAUCUAUAUAUAUAUAUAUAUAGCUUUAAUUUAUGUGUAAAAUGUACAGUUAAUGGACUGAUUUUUUGCA